UGUCUUUAAAAAGAAAUUCCAGUCACCACAGCUACCAAAAGCUGGAAGUCUAAGUCACAGACAGCAGCAUUCACUCUGCUCGUCUUGCCCCUCCCCAUGAUGCAGUUUAGAGAUUAACCAGGUCUGUAAGCAAAACAGCUUAGAGGAGGAACCCAGGCUUAAUGACUGAAUGUCAACCUUUCCAAGAGACGGUGGCAGUCUAAUUCCUCACUAGGGGCCCCUCCCAAAAGGAGUAAUGAUAUGCAAAUAGAGGCACACUGCUCUGCCGGCAAAGAGAGAGGGGGAAGGACCAGGUCUUUUUGGGGGAAGAACCAGGUUUUUAUUCGGGCAUCAGACUCGGGACCUUGGAAGAGGUCAGGAGGGGAUGUUUCACUUUAAUAUAUAACUCUAAGGGCAAGAAGACUGUGAGACGCACCCACGCCUUGGUUCACUGAGGGCAGCUCAGGCUGCCGGUGAUAGAGUGAAAGGAAAGCUGACCUCCUGACUCCUCAAUGGAGCCCAAGCUUUUUGUGCUGCUGUUGCUUCAGGCAGUAUGGAAAGAUGCUUUUGCAAAAUCCCAUUCCUUACAUAGGAGAGGACUCAUUGAAUUGUCUGGCACCAUAAUGUGUGGCACAGGACGCUCUUCAUUGGCAUACAUAGGCUAUGGAUGCUACUGUGGUCUCGGAGGACAAGGCUGGCCUAAAGAUAAAACAGACUGGUGUUGCCACAAGCAUGACUGCUGUUAUGACAAGGCAGAGCGGGAAGGCUGCGACCCCAAGAUGCAGAGAUAUGAAUGGAUCUGUGAAGGCAACACUGUGGUAUGCGGGCUUUAUUCUGCACCUUGCAAAGCUCUGGAAGAGAUUGGCACAUUUCACUCAUCCUUGGAUACCACCAGCAAAACUGUUGAAGUUCCAAUGACUUACACUUCUGCAAUCACAUCAACAGGAGUCAUGGAAAGUCUCAUUUGGCUUGCAGACUUUUUAUUAAAAGUUAUACAGUGUGAGAGGAUAGAACCCAAUGUGAUCCUCACAUGACAACUUGAAUUUGCAAGGCUGGGGGGAAAGAAAACACCUUUUACUUAUAAAUGGCGUGCAUGUGAUACUGAAAUCAUUGAGAGACAGUGAAAAUGGAACUUGUGACAUGAUUUUCACUGAGUCACUUUUCAGAAUAGAAGCAAAGUAUAAUCUAGGUAGCUUCUGGAUAAGCUGACAGACAGGUGUGAAAAAAUGGUGUGCCAGUGUGACCAAGAAGCAGCCAACUGUUGGGGUGCAGCCU
This is a messenger RNA of Alligator mississippiensis (American alligator), 1254 nucleotides long. RefSeq names its product phospholipase A2. The coding region runs from base 492 to 1013 and encodes 173 amino acids. Gene Ontology annotation, biological process: arachidonate secretion; lipid catabolic process; phospholipid metabolic process. Lineage: Eukaryota; Metazoa; Chordata; Crocodylia; Alligatoridae. Gene Ontology annotation, molecular function: calcium ion binding; phospholipid binding. The record is from RefSeq and is a predicted model, not a curated record. The transcript has 5 exons.